Cottoperca gobio is the source of this 360-nucleotide messenger RNA. RefSeq lists its product as uncharacterized. The transcript has a single exon. The record is from RefSeq and is a predicted model, not a curated record. Lineage: Eukaryota; Metazoa; Chordata; Actinopteri; Perciformes; Bovichtidae. The coding region runs from base 1 to 360 and encodes 119 amino acids.
AUGGACCCUGCCAAGGUCAGUGCGGUAGCCAAUUGGCCGACACCGGACUCGAGAAAGAAGGUUCAGCAGUUCCUAGGGUUUGCUCAUUUCUACAGACGAUUCAUUCGGAAUUUCAGUUCGGUUGCAGCCCCGUUGCAUGUGCUUACCUCCUCAAAGGUCCUCUUCAGAUGGACCCCCCAGGCCGACACUGCCUUCCAGAGCCUCAAGGAGAUGUUCACCACAGCUCCCAUUCUCACCAUCCUGGAUCCUCUAUGCCAGUUUGUGGUCGAGGUCGACGCCUCUAAUGAGGGCAUUGGGGUUCCUGUCGCAAAGGUCUGCGGAGGACAACAAGAUGCAUCUGUGUGCCUACCUGUCACGUAA